UUUUUUUUUGUAUAAAAUUGUUCUUUCUUUAUUGGGAGCUGGAAUGAUGGCAUGCUCGAUCUUGCUGUGAAAGGAUGAGUUCUUGUUUCGUACCAAACGGGGCAAGUCUGGAGGAUUGCCAUUCCAAUUUGUUCGAUCUGGCUGACUUGACUGGGAUUAAAUGGAAGCGGUAUGUUUGGCAAGGCCCCACGUCGGCCCCGAUUCUCUUCCCGGUGACGGAGGAGGACCCCAUCCUGUGCAGCUUCAGCCGCUGCCUGAAAGCGGAGGUGCUGAGUGUGUGGCGACGGCACCACACGCCUGGCCGCAGGGAGCUGUGGCUCUUCUGGUGGGGAGAAGAUCCGAACUUUGCUGAGCUCGUACAUCACGAACUGUCAGGGGAGGAGGAUGGCGUGUGGGAGAGCGGCCUGUCUUACGAGUGCCGCACGCUGCUCUUCAAAGCCAUUCACAACCUGCUGGAGCGUUGCCUGAUGAACCGCAGCUUCGUGCGCAUUGGCAAGUGGUUUGUGAAGCCCUACGAGAAGGACGAGAAGCCCAUCAACAAAAGCGAGCACUUGUCCUGCGCGUUCACCUUCUUUCUGCACGGAGACAGCCACGUUGUCACCUGCGUGGAGAUCAACCAGCACCAGCCAGUCUACCACCUGAGCGAGGAGCACCUGACCCUCGCCCAGCAGUCCAGCAGCCCCUUUGAAGUGAUCCUAAGCCCGUUCGGGUUGAAUGGAACCCUGACUGGCCAGUCUUUCAAGCUGUCUGACCCACCGACCCAGAAGCUGAUUGAGGAAUGGAAGCAGUUCUAUCCCAUCACGUCGAGCUCCAAGGAGGGCUCAGAGGAAAAACAGGUGCAGAUGGACUGGGAGGAAGACUCUCUCGCUGCAGUUGGAGUCCUUGUUGGUGGAGUGCGAAUGGUGUACCCAUCAUGCCUUGUGCUGGUCCCUCAGUCGGACAUCCCUGCUGUGACCCCCAUGGGGUCCUCCCAUUCCUCUGCUGUCUACUCGGGUGUCCACCAAGUGCCUGCUUCCACACGAGAUCCUGCCAUUUCCUCUGUGACUCUCACUCCACCAACAUCCCCAGAGGAAGUACAGACAGUGGACACCCAGUCUGCCCAGAAGUGGGUGAAGUUUUCUUCGGUUUCUGAUGGCUUCAGUGCCGACAGUACGAGUCACCAUGGAGGAAAGAUCCCCAGGAAACUAGCCAGCCAGGUGGUGGACAAGGUGUGGCAAGAGUGUAAUAUUAACCGAGCCCAGAACAAACGGAAAUUCUCUGCCAUUACUAAUGGAACGUGUGAAGAGGAGGUGGUUGAUAAAAUCGGUGCUUGGGAUUUUGUGGAACCCACGCAGAGGUCCAUCUGCAACUGCUCAAGGCAUAAAAACCUGAAGCAGAGAGGUGCUGGGCCCCCAGGUCAGCCCCAGCCUGCUGGCCAGCCCCCACAGCCCCCUCUGAAACACAAGGCCAACGAGAAGCUGGAGAAGGGGGACAAGCAGCAGAAGAGGCCGCUGACCCCCUUCCACCACCGCAGCUCUGUGUGCGACGAGGUCUCCCUGGACCCAGACUCUGCGAGCCAGCGCCUCGGCAUCCGAUCGCAGGACAGCCGGGGGCGCUUCUCAAACCUGCGGCCUGCUGACGUGGUCUCUGUGGCCAAGACCCCUCAGCUCCACGGAGGCACUGAGAUGGUCAGCUCCCCCCCUCCCCCUCCGCUCAGCCCCCACCCCUGCGAGCGGGGCGAGGACGGGGGCGAGCCCAUGAAGAACCCCUCCACCCCGCAUAGCCAACACUUCUACCAGCCCACCCCCGAGCCCUGCCUGGUCUCGCAGAAAGUAGCCGAGGAACACCGGCUCGACCAUCACCCCUACCCCCCGGCCUUCCCUGAGAUCCUGGAGCCCACUGUGUACGUGGGGGCCGCAGUCAACCCCGACGACGGCAGAACUGAUGCACCUUGGAAGUUUUUUGUGCUUCCUCGGAAAAAGGACUCCCAAUUUCCCACACCCCAGCUCCCCACCGACAAGCUGAGGGAUGACCCCGUAGGAUCCCAGGAAAAUGUGUCGGUUACUGAGUUGAUGGCAAACUCGAAGAAAGCGUUAAAGGUGUCUGAUGAAUUGGUUCAGAUGUACCUGCAGAGAAAGAACCAGCACCUGUCUGCAGCCAUCUCGGACACCGAUCACGAACCCGAAACGGACCCCUACGCGUUCGUCGACGGAGACGUGGAGUUCUCCUUCUCUGACAAGAGGGACAAGCAGUGCGGUGAGAGGGAGGUCGGGAAGAAGCACAAGCCGGACGAUGGAAGCUCAAUAUCAGCUGAUGGGGAGGAUGCAAUGUCGUUGUUUAGUCCCUCUGGAAAAACGGAAGCCCAGCGUGCAGAUGCUCAAAACCGCAUGGCUUCAACCAGCUUGAUACAUGAGACUGACCUGGCUGUCUCUAUCAACGAUUUAGACAAUCUUUUCAACUCUGAUGAAGAUGAGCUUACGCCUGGUUCCAGACGAGCUGUUAAUGGGAUGGAUGGUAAAUUCAGCAGUAAGGACUCAAAGCCAGCAGCGCUCGACCCCCUGUCUUGUAUCAAUUCUGCAGAUCUGCAUCAGAUGUUCCCAACUCCUCCAUCACUGGAGCAACACAUCAUGGGAUACUCCCCGAUGAACAUGAACAGCAAAGAGUACGGCAGCAUGGACAAUGCCUCGGGGAUGACUGUCCUGGACGGCAAUUCCACUUUGGGAGGCCACUUCAAAAUCGAGGUGGAGGAGGGCUUCUGCAGUCCGAAGCAAUCUGAAAUCAAGGAUUUCUCAUUCGUGUAUAAAGCCGAGAUGAGUCAGACGUUUGUGGGCUGCUCCAUGUUCGCCCCUCUGAAGACUCUGCCCAGCCAGUGUCUGCAGCCCAUCAAACUACCAGAGGAGUGCAUAUACCGGCCGAGCUGGACCGUCGGAAAACUGGAGCUGCUCAAUCCAGUACCAGCCAUGACGUUUCUUAACAAAGAUGGCAACAUCCCCAGUGUGGGCAGCGCAGUGGAUCAGGAUUACAUCCAAACCUACACACCGCAGACACACACACCCUUCAUGUCCAACAGCGCCCCCCCUAGUAACAGCGGAGCAGGCAUCUUGCCCUCUCCUGCUACUCCCCGCUUUUCAGCCCCCACCCCCAGGACACCCCGGACCCCCCGCACUCCGAGAGGAGCCGGGGGGCCAUCCAGCGUACAGGGCUCCCUCAAGUACGAGAACUCAGACCUGUACUCCCCAGCUUCCACCCCUUCCACCUGCCGGCCCCUAAACUCUGUGGAGCCGGCCACGGUGCCCUCCAUCCCAGAAGCGCACAGCCUCUACGUCAACCUGAUCCUGUCAGAGUCUGUCAUGAACCUCUUCAAGGACUGCAACUUCGACAGCUGCUGCAUCUGCGUGUGUAACAUGAACAUCAAGGGGGCCGACGUGGGCGUGUACAUCCCCGACCCCAACUGCGAGCUGCAGUACUCCUGCACCUGCGGCUUCAGCGCCGUCAUGAACCGCAAGUUCGGCAACAACUCAGGGCUGUUCCUGGAGGACGAGCUGGACAUCAUCGGGCGCAGCUCGGAUUUCAGCAGGGAGGCGGAGAAGCGCUUUGAGGCCCUGCGGACAGCCUCUGUGGAGCGGAGCGGCCUCAAAGACAAGCUACCGGACGAGCUAAUCCUCCUUCUCCAGGACCAGUGCACCAACCCCUUCUCUCCCAUCGCUGCCUUCGAGCAGGAAGCCACCCCUGCCGCCGUGCCCAGGCCCGGCCUGGCCCUCUCCCCCUCCCCACGGGUCGAGGAGAAGGAUUACUUUAACGACUGCUACAUGGCGCUGGAGCACGGCCGCCAGUUCAUGGACAAUAUGUCUGGGGGCAAGGUGGAUGAAACGCUGGUGAAGACAACUUGUUUACAUCACUGGUCCAAACGGAACGCUGUGGAUGUGAGCAUGCUGUGCUCUCAGGAUGUGCUCCGUGUGCUGCUCACCCUCCACCCUGUACUGCAGGAUGCCAUUCAGAAGAAGCGAACACGAUCCUGGGGCUUCCAGGGGCCCCUUACGUGGCAGCAAUUCCACAAAAUGGCCGGGCGUGGAUCCUAUGGAACCGAUGAGUCCCCAGAGCCGCUGCCGAUCCCCACGUUUCUGGUGGGGUACGAGUAUGAUUUUGUGGUGCUGUCUCCAUUCGGCCUGCCCUAUUGGGAGAAGCUGUUGCUGGAUCCGUUUGGAUCCCAGAGGGAUGUUGCUUACCUGGUGGUGUGUCCGGAAAACGAGGCAUUGCUCAAUGGGGCAAAGAGCUUCUUCAGGGAUCUCACUGCAGUGUAUGAGUCCUGUCGGCUGGGUCAGCAUCGGCCCAUCUCCAAAGUGUACUCUGACGGUAUCAUUCGGGUCGGGAGCACGGCGGCAAAGAAGCUCACAGACCAGCCUGUCAGCGAGUGGUUUCUAAAGGCAGCCAGCAACAACAGUGAUGCCUUUGCCAAACUCAAACUGUAUGCACAAGUGUGCCGGCACGACCUGGCUCCAUAUCUUGCUGCUCAAUCACUCGACAGCUCUUUGCUGACCCAGCCGAAUCCCCCUCCUCCCACCAGCCAGUCCUCUUCCACACAGGCACAAGCAGCGAUGGCUAACAUGGGCACGGGCAACUCCCUGACCUCCAGCGGCUCUGCCAUCCCCAACAACACCAUGCCGGGCGCCUCUGGCACCACUACUUCCUCAUCGGGCCCAGCUGGUAUGGGCAGCGGGAUGCAGUCAGCCAAACCCAACUCCUUCCCUCCAUUCGGGGGCAUGUCUGCAGGCUCCAUGUCCACGCUGGGCAACCCUCCGCAGAGCGGGCAGCCCAACACGCAAGCAUCAGGCCUGACCGGGGAGAACAUGACUGGGACAGCUCAAACACAAGCUCCUUCAGAACCUCCUGAAAGCACUAUGGAACGAGAUAAAGUUGGGGUCCCCACAGACGGUGACUCCCACGCCAUCACGUACCCACCAGCCAUUGUCCUAUACAUCGUUGACCCCUUCACUUACGACGAGACGGAAGGGGUAGCACACUCUUCCAAUGUGUGGACGCUGGGACUUCUACGCUGCUACUUGGAGAUGAUCCAGUUCUUGCCGCCACAUAUCAGGAAUGCUGUUUCUGUACAGAUAAUCCCUUGCCAGUACCUGUUACAGCCAGUGAAGAAUGACGAGAGACACAUCUAUUCCCAGCAUUUGAAAUCUCUGGCAUUCUCCGUCUUCACCCAGUGCCGAAGACCACUGCCUGCCUCCACCAACGUCAAAACACUGACGGGCUUCGGUCCGGGCCUGGCACUCGACACUUCCCUCAAGAGUCCAGAGAGACCCGAAUGCUUGCGCCUCUACACCCCACCCUUCAUCCUGGCACCAGUGAAGGACAAACAGACAGAGCUCGGGGAGACGUUUGGAGAAGCCGCUCAGAAAUACAACGUGCUCUUUGUCGGCUACUGUUUGUCUCACGAUCAAAGGUGGCUUCUCGGUACCUGUACUGACCUCUACGGAGAGCUGUUGGAAACCUGCAUUAUCAACAUUGAUGUUCCCAACAGGGCUCGGAGGAAAAAAGGCUCUGCCCGAAGGAUGGGUCUUCAGAAACUGUGGGAGUGGUGCUUGGGCCUUGUGCAGAUGACAUCACUGCCGUGGAGAGUUGUAAUAGGGCGGCUCGGUAGAAUAGGCCACGGGGAGUUGAGAGACUGGAGUAUUUUACUGAGCCGGCGCAAUCUUCAGUCACUCAGCAGGAGGCUGAAGGAGAUGUGCAGGAUGUGUGGGAUCUCUGCUGCAGAUUCUCCUAGCAUCCUCAGUGCUUGUCUGGUUGCCAUGGAGCCGCAGGGGUCCUUCGUGAUCAUGCCAGAUUCAGUAUCAACAGGCUCGGUGUUUGGACGCAGUACAACUCUGAAUAUGCAGACUUCUCAACUGAAUACCCCCCAAGACACGUCAUGCACUCACAUCCUAGUGUUUCCAACAUCUGCAUUCGUGCAGGUGGCAAAUUCAAACUAUACCACUGAGAACAUUGACCUGGCGUUCAACCCCAAUAACGAUGGAGCAGAUGGAAUGGGCAUCUUUGAUUUGUUAGACACAGGGGAGGACCUGGUUGACCCAGACAUCAUCAGUAUCUUGCCUGCAUCUCCCACAAAUUCACCAGUACAUUCGCCAGGCUCACACUACCCACAUGGGGGGGAUGGAAGCAAGGGGCAGAGUACAGACCGGCUGCUCUCCACAGAAUCUCAUGAUGAAGCUCCUAACAUUCUCCAGCAGCCUCUGGCUCUUGGCUAUUUUGUAUCGACCGCCAAAGCUGGCCCUCUGCCAGACUGGUUUUGGUCUGCUUGCCCGCAAGCACAGAACCAAUGUCCACUUUUCCUUAAGGCCUCUUUGCACCUCCAUGUGCCUUCAGUGCAAUCGGACGAGCUCCUUCACAGUAAACACUCCCACCCUCUCGACUCAAACCAGACCUCCGACGUCCUCAGGUUUGUGUUGGAACAGUACAACGCCCUCUCCUGGCUGACCUGUGACCCAGCGACCCAGGACCGGCGCUCCUGUCUCCCAAUCCACUUGGUGGUGCUCAAUCAGAUGUACAACUUCAUCAUGAAUAUGCUAUGAUUGGCAGAACCUGAACUUUCUCAAGGGAGGAAAUGUAUUUGAAAGGGAUUUUGUGUGACCGAUUACUACAGUGCUGGACUUUAUAAGAGUUUGAAACUGUCUCCCAAUGCAUGUGCAAAGGGUAUGAGAUGUUUCUUCCAACAAAUAUCAUUGUGGCUGUAUGGUUUGCUUUUAAGUCAUUAUAUUUCGAGGACUUGUAGAAAUACGAGAUAAAGAAACUAUGAUCUAAAAAGAACUAAACCGCAGCCCUGAUAUUUGUUAGUUGCAUCAGACAUCGUGGAUUCAAAUAUAUAAUGUCUGCUGUCAGAUGUUUUGGAAGAUAAGGGAUGCUCUUAAUAAACCACAAAUGAAUCGAUUCCUGCAUAAAGACCUGACAAUUCCUGUUUUGGAUGGUAGUACCUAGCACCAAUAUCCAAGUGAAAUGCCUGCAUCUAUCUUAUUUAUUGUAAGUUUUUAAAUGUAUAAAUUGUCUUAUAUUUCUUAACCUCUUUUUAUAUAUAUAUAUAUUAAAAAAAUAAUCCUAGAAGGUUUAUACCGCCUUCUUGCUUUAAAGCAAUUGGUCAAAAUUAUAUGUAACCGUCUUAAUUAAAGAAAUACAAAAAAGAAAAAAAAAGUUGCAGUAGGUUGCUUUUUAGAGUAUUAUAAUUUUUUGUAAGGGGGACAGAAAUUUGUAUUGCCAUGAUGUACAGAUGAAAAUAAAUGGGUUGGGGUGGGGUUAAUGUCCAUACCUUGAAGAGUGGGGAUUUACAGCUUAGCUGUACCUGCUGAGUACUUGUACAGCAAUGAAAUUCACUGUGUCUAUUCAAAAGAAAGAGGUACAUUGUCGUAAAUAGUAUUUUAUACCACACAUUUAGAGAGACAAACCAAACGGCGCUAUAUAUAUAUAUAAAAUUAGUUGUACCACCGACUGUGGUGCAACUUCUGUUUGAGGAAUAAAGCGAGUCUACUCAAUUCCCCUGUGCUUGUGUUUAUUUGGGGGUGGGGGGGGGAGGGGUGGCCGUCAGCCCUCCAGAGUAACUAAAGAGUAUCUGGCAUGUAAUGAGAGAAGUACAACAUACCAGAUUCAGAAGCAAGGAGGAAAGGCCAGUAAGCCGUCUGGAGGAAAGGUACCAGGAGCGUUGCGUGAAUAAAUAAAUGUGUGGUGUAAAUGAUUUUAAAGCCUGUGGUUUAUGCAAAGUGUAUUCCAGUUCAGGUCCUUAACCCUCCUGUUUUGGAAUACACCUGCAUAUUUAAUAAAUAAAAUAGCCUUUUUUUUUUUCUUUUCUCAUGCUUCAAACCAAUUACAAUGCUUGACAAACAAACAAACAAACAAAAAAAAGUUUGAUGCCCUGUAGUUUUUCAUUUAAAUUUGUAGAGUUCUCUUAUCAAUCCAAGCUUAACUGGUUUGUGAUUUUGGUUAUUCUGCAUUGAUGGUAGAGUUGGCCACUUUUUCAUUUGUGUGUAAAUAUAUAAAUAUAUAUAAAUAAAAUGAUGUCAACAGAUUUUAUUUGUUUCUACUGUAUAAAAAAUUGUGCAAAGUGGCAACUAGUAGCAGUUAAUGUUUCUCCAGAACACAUGUUAAGAUUUUCCUAAUGGAGCACUUACAUUUUUGAAUUUGGAAUAUCAGUGCAUUUUGACAAUUUUUAAAACAUAACAGAAUGGUAGAUAUUUGGAUUGGUCUGGGUUCAGUGCUUCAGUUAUUUUAUAUUGCUGAAUUCCUAUACUAUGGUGCAGCACCAAUUUGGCUUCAACUGCAAAUAUAUAUAUAUUUUCCCUUCAUUGUAGCAUUCCUUAUUUUACACUACCUUAUUACACGAAGUUGGUUUUUGUGGUGUUUCCAGUAAUUUUCUGAAAUAAUUGAUGUGGGGGAUUCAACAAAUAUAAAGGCAAUCUAUGGGGUCAUGGUGUGGUCACAUUUAAAAACAAAUGGGAUUAACAUUGUGUAAUCAGUUUAUUCCAGAGGGGAGGGAUCCAUUAAAGCAUUUUGCUGAGGUCUACCUGUAGUGUCUUUUGAAGUGCAGGUUGCUGCUUUAGGGUUAUGAAAUGAAUAGGGAUUGAUUUAUCGUGGUGAUGAAUCGGCAGAGUGGAUAUUAUUUAUGAUUACGUGUGCUCUUUCUAUAGAAAGAAUGUUAUUGAUAUUGAAUCGCACAGAAAUGCUCGGUUCUAAAUGAUUUGUGUGUGUGUGUGUAGCUAUGGAGGAAUAUUCAGAUUUAUUUUCCAAAGAAUAGCACUUGCCAAUAUGUUUAAACAAAUCUCUCGCCAAUUAAACCAUCCUUCCUUGUUACAGCCCAUGUAUUUCCUACUUACACUUGCUGUUUCAGUACCGUUUAAUGCAUUGUUUAUGACGAUUAUUCUUUGUAAGUAUUUGUGUUCAUCCAAAUUGCAGUGAAAGUUUAAGGUAUUGUAACAUAACGAUCUUUG
Polyodon spathula (Mississippi paddlefish) is the source of this 8957-nucleotide messenger RNA. It is a transcript of the gene med13a, whose product is annotated as mediator complex subunit 13a. Lineage: Eukaryota; Metazoa; Chordata; Actinopteri; Acipenseriformes; Polyodontidae. The coding region runs from base 75 to 6557 and encodes 2160 amino acids. The record is from RefSeq and is a predicted model, not a curated record. Gene Ontology annotation, biological process: regulation of transcription by RNA polymerase II. Gene Ontology annotation, cellular component: mediator complex. Gene Ontology annotation, molecular function: transcription coregulator activity. The transcript has 30 exons.